AUGAGUUCAUGGACAAAAGUCACGACAAGUGUUAUUGCACCAAAUGUCACGCGUCACGCAAUGAGAAGUUGUACUAUACACAGGGAGACCCAGCCAAGGACUAUGCACUCCCAACAGGAUGGUGCCGAUUUGCAUUGAAGAUAACACCUCAAGCAAAAGCCCAUGAAGCUCCUAAGAAAUGGCACGUGGCUUACCAUGGAACCUGCUCAUCUAACGUCAAGUCAAUUCUUGAAUGUGGACAGCUGCUUAUACCAGGCGACACUGCGUUGGGAGGAAAGAGGCUUUCAGAGGUCGAUGGUCAUUUCCACGAUGAAAGGAAGCCCGAGGGAUUCAAUACCAAGCAGGUUUUUGUUUCGCCAAGCAUUCGAUAUUCAGAACUUGAAGUUUACGCCAAGACACAAACAUUUGUACACCCAGAGACGAAGAAGACGUACAAAGCAAAGGUAGCAUUCCAAUUGUGGAUCAGACCUGGA
Molecule: messenger RNA, 473 nt
Organism: Exaiptasia diaphana
Lineage: Eukaryota; Metazoa; Cnidaria; Anthozoa; Actiniaria; Aiptasiidae
Product: neuralized-like protein 4
Source: RefSeq, a predicted model, not a curated record